AUGGCCGCGCAGUCUCCUUCUGUCUAUUCUUCUCCGGGAGUAGACCGUCAACAAUCUUUGCCGUAUCCCGGAACCCUCGCGACUCCAGAGGCAGUCAUGUUAUCCCGCGCCAGGAACUUUCUAGUGAAAUUUGGCCAAUUUCCUGUUGAUCAAGAUUUCAGGCCCGAACUAAUACAGAGAAUAUCAUCCAUGAUGACAGAACUUGAUGCUCAACAAUCGCUACAGCAGGAAAUUCAGAAACAGCAGGCAGAGAAUGCGGCUUUACGCAAAGAAAAUGCUAAUUUUCGAGCAUAUUUUGCUCCAAGGUUGCCAAUGAGUGAGCCUAUCAUCAAUGCUUCAACAAGCAACACUCCUUCGAUUUUCCAAGGACCGUCGUCUGAUACGAGCGGGAAGUCUUGGGACCGGAUUGUGAUGGACUUGAUUUGA
Molecule: messenger RNA, 426 nt
Organism: Aspergillus alliaceus
Lineage: Eukaryota; Fungi; Ascomycota; Eurotiomycetes; Eurotiales; Aspergillaceae
Product: PHD finger protein
Exons: 1
Coding region: 1-426 (141 amino acids)
Source: RefSeq, a predicted model, not a curated record